Molecule: messenger RNA, 2553 nt
Organism: Nerophis lumbriciformis (worm pipefish)
Lineage: Eukaryota; Metazoa; Chordata; Actinopteri; Syngnathiformes; Syngnathidae
Source: RefSeq, a predicted model, not a curated record
AGGAGACUCCACAACCACCCUGCAUUAAAAAGGAAGAGGAGGAACUCUGCAUCACUCAGGAGGGAGAGUGUCUUCUAGGACGAGAGGAAGCUGAUUACACCAAGUUUCCACUGAGUAUUCUCUCUGUGAAGACUGAAGAUGAUGAAGAGAAACCACAAGUAGACAACCUCUUAGCUCCACUAUCAGACAGUGAGGCUGAAGAUGAUGAAGAAAAACCACAAGUAGACAACCUCUUAGCUCCACUAUCAGAUAGUGAGGCUGAAGACGAGGUUGAAGAACCUUUGAGCAGCGAUACAGACUGUGAAGGUGAUAUGAGGACUCACACUGACAACAAACACUCUGAAUGCUCUACAAAGAAGAGAGGUGAAACAUGUUUGAGCUGCUCAGUUUGUGCUGAAAGUUUUACUAAAAAGAGCCAUUUGCCUCGACACAUGAGAACACACACAGGAGAAAAAACAUUUAUUUGUUCAGUAUGUGGCAAAAGCUUUUCUCAAAAUAGGUCUUUGACUCGACACAUGAGAACACACACAGGAGAAAAACCAUGUACUUGUUCAGUUUGUGGCAAAGGCUUUUAUGAAAAUAGCUAUUUGACUAAACACAUGAGAACACACACAGGUGAAAAACCAUUUAGUUGUUCAGUUUGUGGCAACAGCUUUUCUCAAAAUAGCCAUCUGACUCAACACAUGAGAACACACACAGGAGAAAAAACAUGUAAUUGUUCAGUUUGUGGCAAAGGCUAUUCUCAAAAUAGCAUUUUGACUAAACACAUGAGAACACACACAGGUGAAAAACCAUUUAAUUGUUCAGUUUGUGGCAAAAGCUUUUCUCAAAAUAGCAUUUUGACUCUACACAUGAGAACACACACAGGUGAAAAACCAUUUAAUUGUUCAGUUUGUGGCAUAAGCUUUUCUCAAAAUAGCUGUUUGACUCACCACAUGAGAAUACACACAGGAGAAAAACCAUGUACUUGUUCAGUUUGUGGCAAAGGCUUUUCUCAAAAUAGCUAUAUGACUAAACACAUGAGAACACACACAGGUGAAAAACCAUAUAGUUGUUCAGUUUGUGGCAACAGCUUUUCUCAAAAUAGCAAUCUGACUCAACAUAUGAGAACACACACAGGAGAAAAAACAUGUAAUUGUUCUGUUUGUGGCAAAAGCUUUUCUUUUAAGGGUAAUUUGACUGAACACAUGAGAACACACACAGGUGUAAAACCAUAUAAGUGUUCAGUUUGUGGCAAAAGCUUUUCUGUUAAGAGCAAAUUGACUCAACACAUGAGAACACACACUGGAGAAAAACCAUUUAGUUGUUCAGUGUGCUGUAAAAGUUUUACUAAAAAGAGCCAUUUGACUCGACACAUGAGAACACACAAAGGAGAAAAAACAUUUAUUUGUUCAGUUUGUGGCAAAAGCUUUUCUCAAAAUAGAUCUUUGACUCGACACAUGAGAACACACACAGGAGAAAAACCAUAUACUUGUUCAGUUUGUGGCAAAGGCUUUUCUCAAAAUAGCUAUUUGACUAAACACAUGAGAACACACACAGGUGAAAAACCAUUUAGUUGUUCAGUUUGUGGCAUAAGCUUUUCUCAAAAUAGCUGUUUGACUCACCACAUGAGAAUACACACAGGAGAAAAACCAUGUACUUGUUCAGUUUGUGGCAAAGGCUUUUCUCAAAAUAGCUAUAUGACUAAACACAUGAGAACACACACAGGUGAAAAACCAUAUAGUUGUUCAGUUUGUGGCAACAGCUUUUCUCAAAAGAGCAAUCUGACUCAACACAUAAGAACACACACUGGAGAAAAAACAUGUAAUUGUUCUGUUUGUGGCAAAAGCUUUUCUUUUAAGGGUAAUUUGACUGAACACAUGAGAACACACACAGGUGUAAAACCAUAUAAGUGUUCAGUUUGUGGCAAAAGCUUUUUUGUUAAGAGCAAAUUGACUCAACACAUGAGAACACACACUGGAGAAAAACCAUUUAGUUGUUCAGUGUGCUGUAAAAGGUUCCAACAUAAUGCAGACGCAGUAAAACACAUAAGAACACACAAGGGAAAAUAACCAAUUAGUUGUUUAGUUUGUGGUAUGUUGCUCAUAUGUGGCAACAUCCACCCUACCCAGGACCUCCUCACUGCUUCUUUCACAAAUGUCUGAGGUAUUCAUACAAACUUGAUUUAUUUGAAGCAUAAUCUUAUCUACUCAUGACCCCAUGUCUUCUCUGUAUCUGAAACCUUCCUGAACAGUAAGAUAGAUGAUGCUUCAAGUGCUUGGUUAGUCCUUCUUCAGUCCAGGGACCUGGGGCCUCAUGUGUCAAGUUUGUACACGCUCAAAAACCUGCACUAUACCCUUUUUCACUGCAAAAUUGAGAUGUAUCAAAACCGACUAACGCAUAAGUGAUGCUGGGUAACUGUUUGCAUAACAAAGUGCCAACUUUUACUCUUCAGACUGAUUGAUGUGCAAAUCAGAGACAUAUGAACAAUUAACCCCCAACACCCACAACCCAACCCCCACCUCCCUCGACAUGGUCCUGGUGGAGAUCUACACUCGUAGUGCUUUUCUUCUU